UAUAUACUAGAGCUAUAUGCACGUACUGUAUUAAAAAGACCCGCCAAUUUAAAGAACUACAUUUCAUCCGUUUGAGAAGUGCCUAUAAACUAUGGCGGGUCUGCCGCAGAAUGUUCAGUCGACGGAGGCAGCUCUGCAGGAGGCUGGUAGCAAUGUGGACAUCUUCCUCAAUAAGGAUAAAGGUUUUCCAGCUCUGGAAGACCUUAUAUCUGCUGCCAGGACAGGACCCGCUACAAUGAGUGGUACAACGGAGAAUGAUUUUCCAUCCCUAGCAGCGCCCUCUAUAGGUCUUGCGGACCUGCCGCUCCUUGGGCCAACCAAGAAGACCCCUCUGCCUCCGGAGCUGGUGGAACAAUUUGGUCAUAUGCAGUGUUACUGCAUGAUGGGUGCGUUCCCUGGGAUAAGCAGAGCAUGGCUGAGUGUUGACACAGAUAUCUUUGUGUGGAAUUACCAAGAUGGUGGAGACUUGGCCUACUUCGAUGGCCUGAGUGAGACCAUUUUGUAUGCCGGCCUCGUCAGACCUAAGCCCAAUAUCUUCAGACCUCAUAUCCGCUUCCUCAUGUGUAUCGCCACCACGGUAGAGAUCGUACUGCUGGGUGUAAGCUUCUCACGACCAAGAGAAGACAUUGAUCCAGAUGACUUUGGCCAGAGUGAGAUGCACCUCAUUCCGGAACCUUUGUUUGCCAUCCCGUCUGACAACUCCCACAUCACCAACAUCCAGGGCACCAAAGAUGGCCGCAUCUUCCUGGCUAGCAAGGAUGGUUGCCUCUAUGAGCUUGUCUAUCAGGCCCAGGACGGAUGGUUCAGUCGCAAAUGUCGUAAAGUCAACCAUUCCAGCGGUGUGCUGUCCUACCUUAUACCCAGCAUGCUGCAGUUAUCAGACAAAGAUCCCCUGGUGCAGAUCGCUCUCGACGAGAGCCGUCACAUCCUCUACACACGCUCGGAGCAGGGCACCCUCUCGGUUUACGACAUGGGGUCGGACGGGAAGGACAUGAGGAAAGUCACGAGCAUCUACUACAGCAGCAUACUACGAGAGACCAUCGCAGCAGCAAAGACCAUUGACCGGUCACAUUUCAAGCAGCUUAUUCACAUAGCAGCAGUCACAAGUCACGAGUCAUCUUACAUCCAUCUGGUUGGAGUAACUCACUCUGGUAUCAGACUUUACUUCUCCACCACCAGAGGGCAGUAUGGUGAUGUCAGCAAGCAGCGGCCGUCAUCUUUGUCUCUGGUUCACGUCAGGCUUCCUCCGGGCUUCACAGCAAACAUGUCCUCAGUCCGACCUACCAAUGUCCAUGUGGCUUCCUAUACCAAAGGUUGCUUGAUGUUGUGUGCAUCGCAGAACGAAGACAGCGAUCGUCUUUGGUGUCUCAGCCAUGAUGCUAUGCCAUUCCAACAGACGCUUAUGGAAACACAGGUAUCGCAUCAAGUGGACAGUAGGACCUGGUUUAUCUGCGAGAUUCCUUCCGAGGACCACAUCACUCCGAGAGACGACGUCUCCUCCAUCUCCUUAUCCCCGUCCUCCAAGCUGAGACCGGUCUCCUCCUCCUCCUCCUCCCCGGCAUCGCCCUCAUACUCCAUCCCUAACCCUCCCGCAGUGGUGCAGCAGCAUGCCUUGCCGGCUCCCAGAUAUGUUCUCCUCAGCUCACAGGGGAGUAUCAUCAUCUCUAGACUGAGGCCAGUAGACCAGUUGAGACAGCUUAUGCUCAACAACAUGGGCCCCAAGUGCCCUGCAGUAGAGAACUUCUUCAGGUUACACAAGGAGGACCAAGCCAGUGCUACCUGCUUGAUCCUGGCCUGUUCCACAGCUUCCAGUGAUCAGACCAUCGCUGACUGGGCCACGCAAGCCUUCUUUCUUUACGGUGGGGAACCUGGAGGCAUCAUGAUGGACCAGCAGCCUCCCCCAGUGGCAAAUCUUGCUGCCGUCUUCGGAGCCACGACCCCCGUUGUAGGCCAGACAGGUCACGACACCACCAACCGCCCCUUUGGCAGCCCCGGAGGCGCCACGCCCGGAUCAAUGCGCCCUGCGGUUGCCUCCACACCUUUCCACCAGUCCACGCCCGCCAAUCAGCCACCCAUGUCUGGUCUCCCUCGGUACGCCCAGCUGUCUGGUAAAUUCCAGGGACUGUGCCUGUACUACGGCAGAAUCGUCAGGCCCAUGUGGGAGCAUCGUCUGGUGAAAGAAGUACCUGUCAUUGGACACCAACCCCUCAAGACAUUGAUGUCCUUGAGCACUGGAAGCCACGAGUUGAGUUCUGUGUUGAGAGACAUGAAGGCAUUGAAGACCUUUCUGGAGAAGAACUCACAAUACACCAUGAUGGCUGAAAACAUGGCAAAUAGCAUGCCUAGCAACAACAUGAUGAGAGGAGAUAGUCUUGUUUCUGGAGGUCCUGCGUUGCAGAGAGAGCAUCUCAGGAUGAGAGCCGAAAUCUAUGCUAAUGAGAGACAGUCUCUGAUGAAUCUGCAGAAGUUGGUUGACAUGACCGUCGAGGUUCUGGAUAUGCUGAAGCUACUCUGCUAUCAUCAAUUCCACGUUGUAGCCGCAACACUUUCUCAGAUGGAUCAAGAAGAACUGAAGAAAAUUACAUUUAGAGAUCUUGUAUUACGAGGAAAAGAGAUGUGCGGUAGUCUCAUCACAGCCCUCAUCAAUCGAUACAUCGGUGACAACAGCACAACGGAAGCUAUCAGUACCCGACUGAGGGAAGUGUGCCCAUCACUCUACAGCGCCAACGAUGCCACAUGUACAAAGGCCAAUGAGACGUUACAAGCAGCGAUGACGGCUGAAACCAAGUCCGUCAGGGAUAGACUGCUCCGAGAAUCGUUGGAGCUUUUCAAGGAAGUGAGUCAACAGCUUAAUCUGGCAGCAAUAUGUGCAGAAUUUCACCAAGCCCACUACUACGAUGGUGUGGUAGACCUGUGCUUAUCAGCUGCCUUCAAGAGAGACCCUCACAACCUAGCUCUUAUCUACUACAAGAAUGGCAAGAAACCUGAAGACGCCCACGGAAUGGAAGCAUUCUCUGCCCGAUUUGAAUGUUACAAGUCCAUCACAGACAUCUUAGACCAGUUGCUGUCUGCCAGCCAGGCCCAGCCCUCUUCUCCAGCGGUACCCAACAGACCAGGUUCUCCUCCUAAGCCUGAUCCAAACAGACUCUCUAAUACAGAUGCGGAACAUUAUUUUGAUGCUAUGAUGCACAAGUGCCUUGUCUCAGACGAUGAACUCUUCCAUGUCACCCUCUACGAUUGGCUGGUCAACAAAGGCCUCAAGGAACAACUACUAGCGAUACCUUCGCCCUUUGUUGAGCCGUACAUCAAGCGGGCCGUCAACUACAACACUGAUAGUCUGGAGAUGUUGGAUCUGCUGUGGAAGUAUCAUGAGAAGAGCAAGAACUACCCGGCCGCUUCUAGGAUCCUCUUGAAGCUAGCGGAGAGACACAGUACGGAUGUGAAGCUACAGCAAAGAAUAGAGUACUUUUCUCGUGCAGUGAUGUGCAGCAAGAGCAGCAGUCUGAGGACAAGCUCGGCAAGUGAAGGAGAAUUCCUGCAUGAAAUUGAAGAGAAACUUGAGGUGGCCCGCCUCCAGUUACAGGUGUAUGAAGCCAUCUCUCAGUCGUGUAACCAUAGCGACCCACAUGUACAGAAUGCCCUCUCCGUCCUCGACUCGGAGUUGAUUGACAUUACCAAACUUUAUGGUGACUUUGCCAGUGGGUUUGACCUGUCCAGAUGCAAGCUGGCCAUUGUCCACUGUGCCGGUCACUUCGAUGAGGAGCUCAUUCAAGAACUGUGGCGAGAGAUUAUUGAUAAAGAGCUAUACCAAAGUGGGGACAAGCUGGCUGCUACCCGUAUGGCCAUCCUGAGUAAACUUUUGAUUAGCUUAGGCAAGAUUUACAGCACGUCAGAGAGAUACUUUCCCUUGGAUUUCUUGGUGUUGCACCUAGAGAAGAAAAACUGUGAAUUAGACUGGAGCGAGUCGUGGGUGUUCAAGACUCUGCUGGCAGCCGAUGUACCCCUUCUUAAACUACACUGUGUGUACGACAGACACUUCAGAGCUAAGGAUCCAUUCUGGCAGACAUCCCGUAACCCUCAGCACAUGCUGCGAGUCAUCGCCUCUCUUCUCUCUGCUUUCACCGACAAUGCUGCACUCGUACAUCUACAGGAUAGGCGUCUCUUCAUCAACUCUACGCUGGAUGCCAUCGCUAGUUACAAGGUGGAGCUAGAAGCUACCCCCGGCAGGCCAAACAUAAUACAGUCCUACCUGGCUAGCUUUAAUGACCUGCAGAGCCGUCUGGAUAGGAUGCAAAUCAACCGUGCAAGAUAAGAGCGCUGUCCCAAGUUUGCUACAAAGCAAUGUUCAAUGUGCCUCAAGAGGAUGUUAUCAACCAAGCAUGAUAGAAAAUAGCAGUCCACUAGCUUUAUAUAUCCAUUUUGAAUGGAUUCAAAUCAACCAUGCGAGAUGGAAAUAGUCCUACCUACUUUGCUCCUUUAUUUAUAAUUGUAGAAAUGCAGUUUGCAAGGACUUUAUUCAAGCAGGGUUGAAGCCUCCAAAUCUCCUGAAGCCUCUGAGAAAAGGUUAUUUGCCUUCAUUUAAUUAGAAGGGAGAAGGGAGAGAUAUUAAAGGCAGUGUUUACCAAUGUUUCCAGUUUUACAAAUCUGAGAUGCAUGGCCCUAUGCAUUGUCAGUGUCUGUGAUAUGGUGUAAUAUUGAAGCCCUAAC
This is a messenger RNA of Strongylocentrotus purpuratus (purple sea urchin), 4707 nucleotides long. Its product is annotated as nuclear pore complex protein Nup155. Lineage: Eukaryota; Metazoa; Echinodermata; Echinoidea; Camarodonta; Strongylocentrotidae. Gene Ontology annotation, cellular component: nuclear pore inner ring; nuclear pore. Gene Ontology annotation, biological process: protein import into nucleus; transcription-dependent tethering of RNA polymerase II gene DNA at nuclear periphery; RNA export from nucleus. The record is from RefSeq and is a predicted model, not a curated record. Gene Ontology annotation, molecular function: structural constituent of nuclear pore. The coding region runs from base 92 to 4312 and encodes 1406 amino acids. The transcript has 34 exons.